AUGAAACCAUCUAAACUGCAAGAUCAUCUGAGAAGAUGCCACCCUGAUAAAACAGAGAAAGGUUUGAAAUACUUUCAAACACUCAAAGAUAAAUUUCAGAAGAGACCUACACUGGACAGAAUGUUAGCUUCGACGUCACAAAGAAAUGAUGAUGGUUUUCGGGCGUCUUACAAUAUCUCGUUACUUAUAGCAAAAUCCGGAAUACCGCAUACUAUCGGAGAGAAGUUAAUUUUGCCAGCCGUUGAAGAGGUUUUAAAAACUGUUUUACACAAACCUGCAUCUGAUAUCAUUAAAAGAAUUUCCUUAAGCAACAAUACUGUUGAAAGACGUAUUGAUGAAAUGAGUUCCGAUAUUGAAAGCUUCUUAUGUAAUUAUUUGCAAACGACCCAUUUCUCUAUACAACUGGACGAGUCAACUUUACCUGAUAAUGCAGCAUUAUUAUUGGCAUAUGUUUGUUUUAUUAUGAAUCAAGAAAUCUACGAAGAACCGACAAUAAAGGAGCACAACACUAACUCAACCAAAUGCUCCUUCGUUUCGAAAUUGCGUACGUACAACACGGAUCUAGGAAAAACAAAAUCCGGAAAACCGCAUACUAUCGGAGAGAAGUUAAUUUUGCCAGCCGUUGAAGAGGUUUUAAAAACUGUUUUACACAAACCUGCAUCUGAUAUCAUUAAAAGAAUUCCCUUAAGCAACAAUACUGUUGAAAGACGUAUUGAUGAAAUGAGUUCUGAUAUUGAAAGCUUCUUAUGUAAUUAUUUGCAAACGACCCAUUUCUCUAUACAACUGGACGAGUCAACUUUACCUGAUAAUGCAGCAUUAUUAUUGGCAUAUGUUCGUUUCAUUAUGAAUCAAGAAAUCUACGAAGAACUGCUCUUCGCAAUAACUUUGAUAACCGACACUAAAGAUUUUGAAUCUAGGUUUGAGGAUAGUUUGACUGUGGUAAUACCACCGUGGAUAAUUUAUCCAUAUGGUGACAUAGAAGAAACGAAUGUCAUAAUACAAGAGGAACUGACUGAACUAAGUACAAACGAAGAACUUAAGGUUCAGUUUAAAAACGGAUAUCAGCAAUUCUGGCUGCAAAACAACAUACCCGUUACUUAUCCCGACCCAAUGGCUCAAGCCCCGUCCUCUUUAACAGUCCAUCAAGUGUCAGGACAUUCAUAA
Acanthoscelides obtectus is the source of this 1164-nucleotide messenger RNA. The record is from the annotation of a GenBank genome assembly. NCBI's taxonomy places the organism in Eukaryota, Metazoa, Arthropoda, Insecta, Coleoptera, Chrysomelidae.